CGGGAGGGCUUUUAACUCCUGAAAUUAUCUACUGGGGCAUUAUAAUUGCAUGGGCUUUCGGUCCAGCAAAAAAAAAGUUUUAAAACAUCAUCAUUUUAUGACAUCGUUUAAUAGUAAUGGUUAUGUGUUAUCUUAUUCAUAGGGAAUCAUGGAUGAGCAAGAGGAAGUCCAGCAAAAUAUGAUUUCAAAUUUGCCCUUAUUAUUCGCCAAUGGCUAUCCAACAUCAUUGGAAAAGAUAACAGAAUCACAGCUUGAAAAAUUCAUACCAUUCAUGGUGCGCUGUUCUCUUGGUCACAUAAAUUUUCAAGAAAAAACAGACUGCAGUGAACCGGAAUGGUGGCCUGAAGAUUUCCCGUUUACCAUACCCUUUAUUAAGCCGAAAAAAUUCACUGGGAAUUGGGCGCAAAAAAUGAAGGAAAUUAUUAUAAUCUGCUAUCAAUUUCAUCGAAGCGUUUUUCUACUUCGUUUCUGUAAUGAUUUAGCUGCGUAUGAGCAUGCGAGUCUACGCUUUAUUAACAAUUACAAUUCAACCACGUCACUCUUUGAACGACGCAGUAAUAAGUUGUUGGUGACUUUCAGAAAUGAAAAUAUGUCGUACGAUCAACCUCAGCGUAGUCGAAAAUGUUUGAUGCGUCAAAAAUCAAAGAGCGGCAAUCAAGGCAGAACAGAUGUCGAACAAAUAAUGGUGGAACCAGCACCGUUCGAUAUCUAUUUGUGUGACAAUUGCGAUGCAGAACUGUAUUCGAAAGAAGCUAUUUUGGAACACGAAAAGACUUGCAAUGUGGAUGAUGACGAUGACGACGUUAUUUUAUGUGAUACACCUGAACCGGGUGAAAACAGUGCACAGCCGAACGAUUCAAAACGUGAUACUGAGGAUAACGAGCUACGUAAUGGAUUCCUACUUAAUUUUAACCUGCAAUGUCGCGAAGAUAGUAAGAAUGGUAAAGUUCCAUGCAGAAACGAACCGACAGGAGCGUCUAAAGAUACUAAAGAUGAGAAAAACGGAUUUAUGAUCAUUGAUCGAAAUAAGCGCAUGCCGAGAAGGAAUCGCGCAGUACAUUCAUUGACUCGUUGCCCCACAAUACCAUUGUCGUCGCCCGCAGGCCAACUCCUGUUGCGCACUACAAAAACUGCCAUGACCCCAGAAUAUCUAACAGAGCGUCUGGAACGUUUGGAGCGUUUUUGCUUUGCACCAUUGCUCUCGAAAUCGCAUACGAAGCCGAAGUAUUUUGAGAAGAAGCAUACCUUCACCAAUACGCAUUGCACGUUUAAAAAGCCACAAGACUAUAGUUCGCAUGUAUACGUUUUCCCACGACGACAGUUUUCACAACGUAGACGUACGGAAGACUUUCUGUUCUUAAAUUCAUCACUAAUAAGACGCUGCCGUCCAAUUUCCGUGCGGCUAAAGAAAAUUACUGAUAACGAUGUAAAAAAUCGACGCUCAAUACCAAAUACAAAAUUGAAUAUAAAACUUACUCGAGAUGCUACACGGCGAUCCAAUUGGAAAAUAUCGUCACCAUCUACAGAAAUCAUUGUUGACACAAUUGAUUUGUGUUCAUCGGAUGAAGAAGAAAAUCGCAAUGGCGGUAGUAGUGAUAAGAAAACCCAUGCUGUUGUACAGAGGCGAACUGAUCCAGGAACAACAGGCAUUGAAAUGAUUCGCAAAGCUAUAACUACGCUCAGCAAUAGCCCCACCACCACCGCCGGUGCUGCUGCCGCCGCCAGCAUCGGUGCAACCACUGCAAACAGCGGCCUGGCGAAAGGUUCUCUAACAGUUUGUGCAGGCGGCAAGAAGAUAAGUCUCAAUACGGCUGAGGUUUCUAUAAUUCCUAUACGUAAAUCUACGCGAAGCAAUGGACCAGCCAAAGGGCCAGACAAGCCACAGAUUCGUAGCGCCACCACCACUGCCGCUGCAUCACUCGUAAAUCGAAUGACCUCAUCAUCAGCCACUAGCGUCUCGGUGAGUGCGUCCUCAACAGCAAGACCUGCCGUUACUGUAGCCACAAUUACAGAUACAGAAAGUAGCAAAUCUUCCACUUUUGAUAUAAAUGCACUAUUAACACCAACUGCUGCCCUAUUCGCUGCCCCCGAUCAUGGUAUAACGCUACCUAAACCACUGCAGCCAUCGGUUUACAUAUUUUCAAAUUAUGCUGCUAACGCAUUGACCUCAGCAGUGCCAACAACAAAUAAUGAAAUUACAACAGCGCCUAUCGCCGCCGUCGGCGGUAAUACAUCAUUCAGAAAUCAGAAUCAAGAAAAUCAUGCACAAAAUGGUACCAUCAACACCACUUCAGGGCUUGUAGUCAAACACCAAAUAGCCAAUAGUAAUGUAACCCCUACUAUAACACCAGAUUGGUAUCCGGAAUUGAAUGCGUUGGCCACAAAUACCAACACAAAUUUGAGCAAUACAACAACAAAGCAAGCGCACUUGGUGGAUCGCGAACGUGCACGAAGCCUAUCUUUAGUUUCACCGAGUCGUGUUAUAUCAAUUGAUCUGACCUCUUAAUUUUAUAUAUUAAAAAAAAAAAAAAAUUAAAACAUUAUAUUCUUAUUACUCGUUUAUACAAAUCUAGUUUAAAUUUAUGUCUAAUUCGCACUUAUUGUUGAAGUGUCAAGACCUAAUCACACACUUAAGUUGCAGUUACAUAAUGCUCUAUUUAUAAAUAUGUUUGUAAAUGCACCCAUACAUACAUACAUACAUGCAUAUGUAUAUAAAACAACAAUGGACCUAGUUUCUAUUCUUCUUUUGAUUCUAUUUAUUUCUUAUUUAUUAACCAAAAGCUUUAGAGUAAAAAUAUAGCUUAAAAUAAAAAACUCGGCAAGCGCGGAAAAUGUACACGAUUUUCUGUAUGUAAAGAUAUGUUAAUAUUCUUUAGUUCAAAAGCAAUACACUGUUCGUUGUUUGAGAAAACUUACGUAUAACUUACGCCAGUUUUUGUUUUGUUUCUAGUAAUUUCUGAAUAGAUAUUAAUGCAUAUGUAUUGCAUGGAUCUCGAUUGACUUACUCCAUAUUAAUUUUUGAGUACCAAAAGUACGCCAAAGUCUUUACAAACAAUGUGUCAAUGGUAUAGAAACAUAUGCAUGGCAGACAACAUGUUAGAGAUUUUUCAAAUUGCUUAACAAUUUUUUCUAAAUAAGGCUAAAUAAAAAUUCUUCCAAAGAAUUAUGUACAACAAAAUAUUUAAAACUAGCUAACUCAGAGAGUUUCGCCACAUGCUGAAACUUUCCGGAGAGCAAUUCUAGUAAGAUGUAUGAAAAA
Messenger RNA from Rhagoletis zephyria (snowberry fruit fly), 3259 nucleotides. It is a transcript of the gene ova, whose product is annotated as ovaries absent. Gene Ontology annotation, biological process: regulation of transcription by RNA polymerase II. Gene Ontology annotation, molecular function: DNA-binding transcription factor activity. The record is from RefSeq and is a predicted model, not a curated record. Lineage: Eukaryota; Metazoa; Arthropoda; Insecta; Diptera; Tephritidae.